AUGGCUGGAUCAAAGCUGCGUCAACAGGAGGCAGAACAAACGGGUGAUGCUGCGAGACCAAAGCGACGCCGGAUUGACCGCCAAAGACCUGACGUAACAUACUCCCGCAAGCGGGCCAUCGCAGCGUGUCGAAUAUGUCGCGUAAAGAAGGUCAAGUGCAACAAUGUUAGACCUGUUUGUGGAUCAUGCAUCGCAUCGCAAUCAACUUGUGUCUAUGAGGGGUCUGAAGGGGAUCAUUCAUCAUUUGACCCUGCUAGUAUUGCCAUCCUGGAACGUCUCAACCAAGUCCUGGAGAGCGUUGAAGAUAUUCCAGGCCUAAUCAAGACGAGUGUUGAGACAGCCGUCAAAAAUACCGCAUUGCCGCCAGGCCCAGUCUCACGCAUUAAAGAAGGUUUUGACGCCUUCUCAGAUGGCCAGGAAUUGAGCUCUGACGAUCUCACCGCCCCUACCGCAAUAUUGAGUGUCGAAUCUGUCCUAGCCUGGCCUAUUCUUGCAGGAAGCGUCGCGCCAACCCAUAUUCUCGACGCUCAUCCAGAUACGAAAGCCAAUGGUGGUCAUGCCUCUAUGAAUAAUGGAACAGGUAGUCCCUCGGUGUCCAAUGCUAAAUUGAGGCGCAUCACAGUUGAUGAAAAGGACAUACCGAGACUGGUUCGUCAGUUUCUACAACACGUUCACCCUAUUAAUCCGAUUCUUGACGUCGAUACAAUUAACUCUGAUAGUUUGCGCAUUUCAGAAACUGGUGUCGCAUGGGAUGGAGAGUCUUGUAUCGUGCUGAUAGCAUGUGCCUUGGGCUGCAUAGCCAAACCUUACGAUGCCAUGGUGACUUCGCCGGCAGAGACAUCAACAGGAUCCUCACUCUGUGAUUCGAGUAAGGAGUUGGAAACAGCAAGGGCAUACUUCGAGCUCGCCAGACAGAGACUAGGCCUGCUUGAUCAAAGUCUGCUGGCUGCUCAGUGUCACUUCUUCGCCGGAGUCUACUACAUGUUCACUCUCACGCCUCUACGCGCAUGGUCUCAAUUCGAACAUGCUGCCAACAUCUUUUUCAUCUACUGGAAUUACCAGCCGCGAGAGAACUCAUUACAGCUACGGCGGCUAGCUCAAAGCUUUUACUGGAGCUGUCUCAAAUCUCAGGUCGAGCUUGGUCUUGACUUACAUCUCCCUCAAAGCGUUCUGAAAGAUCUCUAUGAUACUGGCUCCGAGUUGCCCAUGCCUCCCGAGAUAGACGCUUGUCCCCCUCGGCAAUCAACAACGAUAUUUCCACCGCCAGGAGAUAGUCCUGAGGAUGAUCUUGGUCGUGUUCAAGAGGAGAGUUGGUACUAUUACCUUACUGAAAUAACGCUCAGGAGGUUUAAUAACCGUGCGUUCAAUUUGCUGUAUCGCGACGGAAAAGGCUGGGGGACUUCAAGAUCUCUCAGCAUAUCAUCACUUAUCUCGGCUGUGUCACAGAUCGAAGAUCAGUUAGACAACUGGGCCCAAACGAUGCCUCUCAUGGCUCAAAUCACCAUGGGUGCGCUACCUACCAACAAACUAGCUCUGCUACUCUACGCUAGAAUUUUGGAACUUAAAUGUCUCAUUUAUCGGCCAUUUCUAUACCAUGCCGCUCAUUCCACCAUGAGUGAAAGAGAGCAGGAUGAGAUCAGUCCCUUCGUUGAGAAAGGCCUUUCUUGUCAUUUUCUCGCCAUUACAGUUGGAUACCUGCACUAUCGAAACCAUAUAACGUAUUAUCAUUUCAGGACAUCAACAACAUCCGCUCUCUGUAUCAUGGCAAUAGUCAAGUCUGGGAGAGUGCAUGCUGUUCAUGAUAUGGAUUGGCGUGGCGGUGUUAAGGGAUUGGUUAAGAAGAUUCGGUACUGGGAGGAUGAGGCGGCUACGGCUGGGCGUUGUGCGGAUGUCUUGGAAGCGGUAAUGUCGUCUGUUGAACACUCAUUCUUGUAA
This is a messenger RNA of Fusarium oxysporum Fo47, 1935 nucleotides long. RefSeq lists its product as uncharacterized. The coding region runs from base 1 to 1935 and encodes 644 amino acids. The transcript has 4 exons. Gene Ontology annotation, molecular function: zinc ion binding; DNA-binding transcription factor activity, RNA polymerase II-specific. The record is from RefSeq and is a predicted model, not a curated record. Gene Ontology annotation, biological process: regulation of DNA-templated transcription. NCBI's taxonomy places the organism in Eukaryota, Fungi, Ascomycota, Sordariomycetes, Hypocreales, Nectriaceae.